AUGAAGGAGAAGUCGAAAAACGCCGCCCGCUCCCGACGGGAGAAGGAGAACAGUGAAUUUUAUGAACUGGCCAAACUGUUGCCGCUGCCCUCCGCCAUCACCUCCCAGCUGGACAAAGCCUCCAUCAUCCGGCUGACAACCAGCUACCUGAAAAUGAGAAUAGUGUUUCCGGAAGGCCUUGGGGAGUCUUGGGGUCAUGUGAGCCGCAGCAGUUCUCUGGAUGGAGUCAGCCAGGAACUAGGCUCCCAUCUCUUGCAGACGUUAGAUGGCUUCAUUUUUGUGGUUGCUCCAGAUGGGAAAAUAAUGUACAUAUCAGAAACAGCAUCCGUCCACUUGGGCCUGUCGCAGGUAGAGUUGACGGGAAACAGCAUCUACGAAUACAUUCAUCCAGCAGAUCAUGAUGAAAUGACAGCCGUCCUCACAGCACACCAGCCUUACCAUUCACACUUUGUUCACGAAUAUGAGAUGGAACGCUCCUUCUUCCUGAGAAUGAAAUGUGUCCUCGCUAAAAGGAAUGCUGGUCUUACCUGUGGGGGCUACAAGGUGAUCCACUGCAGUGGCUACCUGAAGAUCCGUCAGUACAGCCUGGACAUGUCUCCGUUUGACGGCUGCUAUCAGAACGUGGGGCUGGUGGCCGUCGGCCACUCGUUGCCGCCCAGUGCUGUCACUGAGAUCAAACUGCACAGCAACAUGUUCAUGUUCAGAGCCAGCCUGGACAUGAAGCUCAUCUUCCUCGACUCGCGGGUUGCAGAGCUGACAGGGUUUGAGCCCCAGGAUCUAAUAGAGAAGACUCUCUACCAUCAUGUCCACAGCUGUGACUCCUUCCACCUGCGCUGUGCUCAUCAUUUGUUGCUGGUGAAAGGUCAGGUCACAACUAAGUACUACCGUUUCUUGGCCAAACACGGUGGCUGGGUCUGGGUUCAGAGUUAUGCAACCAUUGUGCACAACAGCCGAUCAUCCCGACCCCACUGCAUCGUCAGUGUCAACUACGUCCUCACGGAGACAGAGUAUAAAGGCCUCCAGCUCUCUCUGGACCAGGCCACAUCCAAGGCCUCUUACCCCUACAGCAGCAGCACCGCCAGCAGCCUCACAGAGACCUGCAGAACUCCCAAGAGCAGAGUAUCCCGGCCCAAGACCAAAGCUCGACUCUCGCCAUACACACAGUAUUCUAGUUUCCAGACGGAGCGGUCAGAGUCUGACCAGGACAGUCCGUGGGGCAGCAGCCCCCUCACCGACUCAGCGUCCCCUCAGCUGCUGGAGCAUAGUGAAGGCCUUGAUGCCUCCUGUGUGUACAGGCAGUUCACUGAUCCUCGCACGCUCUGCCACAACCUGUCUGAAGAGCAGCAUCACUCCACCAGCGAUGGCUACACACACCUCCACGUACACGGUCAAGGUCAAAGUUGUGAGCGUGGUCGAUGCGAGGCGGGCCGAUAUUUUCUAGGAGCACCUCCGAAUGGCAGGGACGCGUGGUGGGGCACCACCCGGUCCAUCCUACCAUUGAGCAAGAACUCCUUGGAGAACCAUGAGGGAUAUGACAGCAGUAUGCCACACAUCACCGCCAUCCACAGCUACCACGGUCGGGGCCACUGGGAUGAGGACAGCGUGGUCAGCUCUCCAGACGGAGGCUCAGCCAGUGACUCAGGGGAUCGGUACCAAGCUGACCACUACCGCUGCAGCCCGCAGGAACCCAGCAAGAUCGAGACGCUGAUCCGAGCCACGCAGCAGAUGAUCAAGGAAGAAGAAAGCCGACUGCAGCUGCGCAAGGGUCAUCCGGAUGCUCCAGUGGGGCCAGCCAAUGGGCUGCCCAAGGGCCCUGGUCCCUGCUUCACUCCAGAGUAUACUCAAGGGCCCCUACCAAUACAGACCGUGUUGUGUCGAGGUUUAAGUCAGGUGAUCAGCCCUGCACCUAGUCCUGCCCCCCUAUCCAGGCUCAGCAGUCCAGGGUCUGAGCGCCUCCACAAGCCCAAAGACUACCUCCAGACAGACCUGUCCCCCCUUUCGUUGCCAUUGCACCACCCGUUUGGUCGGCCAGCCCCGUGCUCCACUUCCCCCACCCCCGCCCCGGCCCUCUACCCUUCCCACACCCACCCACGACCCUACUUGGACAAGCAUACAGCCUACUCGCUGACAGGCUACACUCUGGAGCACCUCUAUGACCCAGAGAGCUUCCGGGGCUACUGUACCCCUGCCAGCACGGGCCCCACCCACCUUGAUGUGACUCCUCACCUCCGCAUACCGGCAGAGCAGACCCCCGGACACAAAGGCACCUCUGUCAUUAUCACCAAUGGCAGCUGA
Molecule: messenger RNA, 2295 nt
Organism: Chelmon rostratus (copperband butterflyfish)
Lineage: Eukaryota; Metazoa; Chordata; Actinopteri; Chaetodontiformes; Chaetodontidae
Gene: sim1a
Product: SIM bHLH transcription factor 1a
Exons: 11
Coding region: 1-2295 (764 amino acids)
Biological process (GO): regulation of transcription by RNA polymerase II
Molecular function (GO): protein dimerization activity; DNA-binding transcription factor activity, RNA polymerase II-specific; RNA polymerase II transcription regulatory region sequence-specific DNA binding
Source: RefSeq, a predicted model, not a curated record